Messenger RNA from Miniopterus natalensis, 3568 nucleotides. NCBI's taxonomy places the organism in Eukaryota, Metazoa, Chordata, Mammalia, Chiroptera, Miniopteridae. The record is from RefSeq and is a predicted model, not a curated record.
UCGGAACAGGGAAGCCUGCUGACGUUACUUAGCUCCAUUUAACAGCUUUUCAUGCGCAGCGUUUGACUUUGGAAACCAAAAAAAGAUGAACUUUGCGGAGGGAGACGGCUCUAAGAGAUACUGCAUUCGAGGGAAGCACGUGGCCAUCAUCUGCGCGGCGGUGGCGGCCGUAGGGUUGAUAGUGGGGCUGUCGGUGGGCUUGACCCGGUCGUGCGGCCUCCCCGAAGGGGCCCCUUCCGAGGCGCCCCCNCGAGGCCCCCCCACCGCGAGCCCUCUGCCCUGCCCCCCCAGCGACGAUGACAGCGGAGCCUGGAGGAACUUCAGGCUGCCGGACUUCAUCACGCCCGUGCACUACGACCUGCAGGUGAAGCCCGAGAUGGACCGGGACACCUACACCGGCACGGUGAGCAUCGCCAUCAACCUGACGGCGCCCACGCGGCACCUGUGGCUGCACCUGCGGGAGACCAGGGUGAGCGCGCCGCCGCUGCUCGCGCGGCCGUCGGGGGCGCCGGUGNGCGUGCGCCGCUGCUUCCAGUACCGCCCGCGCGAGUUCGUGGUGCUGGAGGCGGCGGAGGAGCUGCCGCCCGGCGGCGCCGCGGGGCUCUACCGCCUGAGCCUGGACUUCGCCGGCCGCCUCAACGGCUCGCUCGUGGGCUUCUACAGGACCACCUACGUGGAGAAAGGCCAAGUCAAGAGCAUAGCAGCCACUGAUCAUGAACCAACAGAUGCCAGGAAAUCCUUCCCUUGUUUUGAUGAGCCCAACAAAAAGGCAACUUAUACGAUAUCUAUCAUCCACACCAAAGACUAUAAGGCACUUUCAAAUAUGCCAGUGGAGAAAGAAGAGCCGGUGGAUGAUAAAUGGAUUCGAACAACGUUCCAGAAGUCUGUCCCCAUGAGCACUUACCUGGUGUGCUUUGCUGUGCAUCAAUUUCAUCCCAUAGAGAGAAAGUCAAAGAGGGGAAUACCUCUUACUGUGUAUGUCCAGCCAGAGCAAAAGCACACAGGUGAAUAUGCUGCCAACAUAACUCAAAGUGUGUUUGAUUAUUAUGAAGAAUACUUCGCUAUGGAGUACGCGCUUCCUAAAUUAGAUAAGAUCGCUAUUCCAGACUUUGGCACCGGAGCUAUGGAGAACUGGGGGCUCAUCACGUACAGAGAAACAAACCUGCUCUAUGACCCCCAGGAAUCAGCCUCAUCAAACCAGCAGAGGGUGGCCACAGUGGUUGCCCACGAACUUGUGCAUCAGUGGUUUGGAAACACUGUGACCAUGGACUGGUGGGAAGACUUGUGGCUAAAUGAAGGCUUCGCUUCCUUCUUUGAGUUCCUGGGAGUAAACCAUGCAGAAAAAAAUUGGCAAAUGCGGGACCAGAUGUUGCUUGAAGAUGUGCUUCCUGUACAAGAGGAUGAUUCUUUGAUGUCUUCACACCCAAUUGUUGUCACCGUGACCAAUCCUGAUGAAAUAACAUCUGCCUUUGAUGGAAUAUCCUACAGCAAGGGAGCUUCCAUUCUGAGGAUGAUUGAAGACUGGAUAACACCACAGAAAUUUCAAAGAGGAUGUCAGAUUUACUUGGAAAAAUACAAAUUUAAGAAUGCAAAAACUUCAGAUUUUUGGGCAGCACUUGAAGAGGCAAGUAAUCUACCAGUGAAAGAAGUAAUGGACACCUGGACCAAACAGAUGGGCUAUCCUGUCCUUGAUGUGAAAGACAGGACCGUCAAACAGAAACGCUUUCUGUUGGACCCAAGAGCUAAUCCUUCUCUGCCACAUUCAGACCUUGGUUACACAUGGAAUAUUCCAGUUAAAUGGAGUGAAGAUAAUGUGUCCAAUGUUUCAUUCUACAACAGGACAGAAACAGGAGGAAUAACUUUGAACUCUCCUAAGCCUGGUGGAAAUGGUUUUCUCAAAAUAAACCCAGAUCACAUUGGGUUUUAUCGUGUAAAUUAUGAAGUACCAACUUGGGAACUGAUCGCUACCAAUCUUUCCUCCAACCGUGAGAGUUUUUCUUCUGCUGAUCGUGCAAGUCUUAUUGAUGAUGCUUUUGCCUUGGCAAGAGCUAAACUUCUAGAUUAUAAAGUGGCUCUGAACUUGACCAAGUAUCUCAAUACGGAAAAUGACUUUUUACCAUGGCAGAGAGUCAUUUCAGCUGUAACCUAUAUCAUUAGCAUGUUUGAAGAUGAUAAAGAGCUAUACCCUGUGAUUGAGGAGUACUUCCGAGGUCAAGUGAAGCCGGUUGCAGACUCUCUGUCAUGGAAUGAUUCUGGAGACCACCUCACAAAGUUACUCCGUGCCUCUGUGUUGGGGUUUGCCUGCAAGAUGGGAGACAGCGAAGCCUUGGGCAAUGCUUCCCAGUUAUUUCAGCUGUGGCUCACCGGGAACGUAAGGAUUCCUGUAAAUCUCAGACUUCUGGUGUAUCGGUAUGGAAUGCAGAAUUCUGGCAAUGAGACUUCAUGGAACUACACUCUUAGUCAAUAUCAGAAAACUUCAUUAGCUCAAGAAAAAGAAAAGCUGCUGUACGCAUUAGCCUCAGUCAAGAAUAUUACUCUUUUGUCAAGGUAUUUGGAUUUGCUCAAGGACUCAAACCUUAUUAAAAGUCAGGAUGUGUUUACGGUCAUCCGAUAUAUCUCAUAUAACAGCUAUGGGAAGAGCAUGGCUUGGAACUGGAUACAGCUCAACUGGGAAUAUCUAGUCAACAGAUUCACACUCAAUGACAGAAGCCUUGGCCGGAUUGUCACGAUAGCGGAGCCAUUCAACACUGAACUCCAGCUCUGGCAGAUGGAGAGUUUUUUCAAAAGAUACCCAGAAGCUGGAGCAGGAGAAAAACCGAGGGAGCAAGUGCUGGAAACCGUGAAAAACAAUAUUGAAUGGCUAAAGCAAAAUAGAGAGAGCAUAAGAGAAUGGUUUUUGGGAUUACGUCGGAAUGGUUAAUGUGUUCAAGUAGCAUUUUAAUUUUGUAAUCUGUUGUUUCUACUAUUAAGCAUUUGGUGACCUAAUUUACAAGCACUGUGGAAGGAACCUUAUACACAGAUACUGCUUUUGCUAAGUAUUAUGUUUUGCAAAGUUUUAUAUUGUCCGCCUUUGUUUAUGAGGGAAGAUGCUAAUAGGCUAGUUAACAUACUCAGGGAUUUCUUCUAAGUGUACUUCAUAGGAGAUUCUUUACAAACUGAAGAGAAUUUAAUAGCCAUUUUAAAUGUCUUUAAAUAUCAUUCUUUGUAUCUUAAAUCUGUGAAAAUAGAACAGUUUGGUCUUAGCUUUACAUUUUUAGUACCAAAGAAACACCACGAAUCUUUUCUCUUGAUUGAUUUUUAAAGUUUGAAUAACAGUGCUUGAGGGGGACCAAUAUUACCAUCUUAAUUUUUAUUUUAUGAUUCAGAAUUAUACAGGUCUAAUACCAUUUUAUUCACAUAUGUCUUAUUCUUGUAAAUCUUACCAAAGUAACGGGGCUUAUAUUUUACUCAAGGAUUGCAUGAAUUAGCCAAAGAAAUGGCUAACUGUUGCCUUUGCUCUUAUAAAAUCAAUAAGAGAACUAUCCACUCCUUUUUCAAAAUAAAUCUGAAUGAUAACCUUGAAAAAAUG